This is a messenger RNA of Porites evermanni, 1923 nucleotides long. The record is from the annotation of a GenBank genome assembly. Lineage: Eukaryota; Metazoa; Cnidaria; Anthozoa; Scleractinia; Poritidae.
GCCGGCUGUCGCAUUACUCAGAUCCAUUUAUUGUGUGGUGGAAUUAUUCCUCUUUUGUCUGCGUUGGAGAUGGCCAUGGCUAAAAAUGCUGAUAAAAUUGGUCUCAGGUAAGUAAUUCUUAACCCCUCCGCUUCCAAAAGAACUGAUUAUCAAAAGCAUGAAUCGCUCUAAAAGUCAAAGCACUGCUAAAAAGGUUAUAUUUGAAUGGUCAUACAAUGUAUUCACAGUAUGUUUUAGCGGUUGAUAUUUUAUUCGUCUGGCGACUUCGGUUCCCGAGGCGUCAGUUUUGGUCAUGUCAUUGUGUUUGCUUCUUGUCGCCGAGUAGUUUUUCUUUUUCCUUUUUGUUGCAGCAAGGAAAGUCGAUCUCUGAGAGUAGUCCGCGUUGAGCUAGAUAACGGUCAGCGACUGGUAGGUUUGCGUUACCCAGAGCAACUCAUACCGGAAGCUACGUUGUUUCUGAAGGAGCAAAAGUUGCUCGACGCCGUUAUAGUAAGUAAAUAUUUAUUUCUAUAAAGGAAAGUGUAAAAAAUUCUCGUCACACACAAAAAUGUUUCCUUUUGGCCAAGCACUCACGUUAAAGAACAGUUCCCGACCAGUCCUUAAUUUUAGCAGCUUUGAACGAUUUGAUAACCGCACUCAGUCAUCAUCAAGAACUCUUCUUUACCCUUAAGUCCCAAGAGUGACCAACAUUAAUUUUCUCCUAACAAUAUAAACUACCCGCCUACCCCUCCCCUAAGUCAACAUUAACACGUACUUCUCACUUAGGGCAAAAUGUUGGCUUAGGGGAGGGGUAGGUUGGGCAGUUUCCUAGAAGCGUAUAAUGAUCCACAAUAUCAAUACGUAACCAAGAGAAAGGUUAUAACAAUUAAUAAAAUGUCACCAUAAGUUGAUCUUUUGUCAAAUUCUCUGUUCUAAUUCUUUAAAGACAUACAUGGAGAACAGUCUGGAGAUUUUAUUUGUCUGUGGAUAUUGGGUCUUCAUAGCACACACCAGAGAAUAAGUUUUAUUUUUAAAACAUCGCAACAUGAUCUUGUUACUUAACUGAUAUUUAUUUCAAAUUUUUAAUAACCUGCGAGUUCAGCCUCCUGUCAUUGCCCCCGUUUCUGGGGACGUUAGCAAGAGUCUGGUUGAAAUUUUUGUCAUGCUUUGCUACUGCUUCCAGGCUUCAACUUCGAACCUUGUUAGGUAUUGUUUUGACUUAAACGAUUAUCUUUUUUUUUUCCCUUUAUUUUCUAGGACAAACAAAAUGGUGUUUUGAGUUCAAUAGAACGUUCUAAACAGCCAUCAAAGGCCAGCCGAGCGUAUGAGGAACCGGAAACGCCCAUCAACCAAAGGACGUUAACUAAGGCUACUACCCCUCCUGUAACUAUAAAGAAUUUCUUCAAACCGAAGACUGUUGAACGAUCGCCUGAGAGCAAUAAAAGUACAUCAGAAGAUCAGGAUGUUAAGGAAAAGAGCGGGGAAAAUGACUGCAAUGAGAUCGAAAAUCAAGAAAUCGAGAACAACGUCAAAAACAGCACGGAUGACAAACAAGCAACGACCAAAGUAAGUAAGAAGGAAGUCAAAUCAAUUUACUUUAGAUCGAAGGGAAGAGAAGAGGAAGAGCCCCCAGAAAAUAAAGGACCUUUCAAAGGUGGUGCUAAGUGUAAUGGUCUUGUGCGCGACCCUUCGGAACCCCCUUCGAAAGAGGACCUAAAAGGAAAGAACUCUUUGAAACGAACUAGUUCUGAAGCGUCGUCAAGGGCGAUUAAGCGACAGAAGCAAUCGAGCAUUUUGUCUUCGUUUGGGAAAAGGACUGACAAAGAUUCUAAGGACCAAAUGGAGAAGGAAAUUCUCUGCCCUGUUUGUGGGGAGAAAUUUGCGAGCGGAUUGAAAAAUUCUGAUCUCAACGAACACAUCGAUAAUUGUCUUAUUAAAUCAUAA